Messenger RNA from Oldenlandia corymbosa var. corymbosa, 2315 nucleotides. The record is from the annotation of a GenBank genome assembly. NCBI's taxonomy places the organism in Eukaryota, Viridiplantae, Streptophyta, Magnoliopsida, Gentianales, Rubiaceae.
AUAAAAGCGGAUAAAAGAUUAUAUAUACUCAUUCCCCAAAUGUGAACAACACUCUAAUGGCUCAAACAAGAUUCUCGAGUUCUCCCACUAUGUGCAUUUAUAAAUAGUCAAAUGAAUAAUUGCCAAACCCUUUGCCUUGGCCACAAGUAUAUAUAAAAGGUUAAAAUUGUUGAUCUAUGUCUUCAUUAUAGAAGGAUCAAUUAAUUGUUUAAUCGAUGGCUGCAAAACAAAACAGCAUGAUACCUAUAGUUAGCAAAAAUUUUUGCUCAGCUUCUGAAGUUGUUCUCGGGGUUCGAAUGAGGCCUAACGUGGUGAAUGGAGGAGGCUUUGUGGUGAUAGAUGUUACCCAGAAAGUUGUUUUCCGGGUCGAUGGUUGUGGGGUUAUUGGUAAAAAAGAACAGCUGCUUUUAAGGGAUGGUGAUGGAAAUGAACUGCUAUUAAUCAGACGAAAGGGAGGAAUUGUGGAAGCACUAAGUUUACAUAAGCGAUGGAAAGGGUAUUCUCAUGAUCUUGAAGGAUCUGAAAAGCUGGUGUUUAGCCUGAAAGAACCCAAGAAUUCAUACUCCUGCAUGGGGAAGAACAACCGGAUUACUGUAUCCGUUGCUUCAGAGUACAGCGCUUACGGGGAGUUUGCGAUCACAGGGGAGUUUGCUGCCAGAGAUUGUUAUAUUGUCAACUCCAAUGGCAGUGUUAUAGCUCAGGUAAGUAUAUAUGAUUCAUUUUGAGAUUAACGAUUUCAGUUUUCUGAGAACAAUCUAUAAACCCGAUCGCGAUAUCAUUGGAAGUAAACUAUUUCAGGUGGGAGUCUGGGAGGAGGUGGAGAAGAUGAUGGCUUGCCGGGAUCUAUACCAUGUGGCGGUGAAACCCGGAAUCGAUCAGGCGUUUGUAUUUGGAGUCAUUGCUGUUCUAGACUACAUUUAUGAUGGUUCCACCAGGUGCUGAAGUAACAUCGGUGUUGCAAAUAUUUCAGUUUCAGACACCAAAACUUAUACUAGCAUUUUGUUUCAAUCACCAAGUUCAAUUGCAAUUGAACCCCCCCAAAAUUAACUAACUCAGAUUCAGAUUCUGCUUCAUUUCUCAAUCCUGGCUGAGUUCAGUUACCGUACUGCAAUUCGAUUAGUAAUCCUUCAAGUGUACGUUUGUGUUGUUUUACGCUUUUGCAAAUUUCCAGAUUCUCAAUGAAUUCCAAGUUCUAACUUCAUACAUUUCCCUGUCUCAAAAGUGAAAAACAAGAUAAACCCAUUGUAGAAAAUGGUUCCGUGAAGGUGGAGGGAAAGCUGUCAAUUCCGUCGUUCUUCAUCCAAUAACCACCACAACGUCGGAUAGAAUUGCAUAUUCAACAAGCAUUUUAAUUCGUGCAAGAAAGUAUUACCAUAUCCAGAAAGUAAUCAUUAUCCCCCUGGAACACUCUGCAUUAUGUCACAUUAAACGCUGAUUUGUCUGUCCAUCAAGCAAUCUUAAGCAUCCAAUUUUGGGAUGAACAGAAAUUUCAAUAAGAGAUAAAAAAUUAAGAAAUUAUUAAUUAGUUCACCAACAAAGUGAAAUGAUCAACAACAUUUCAGCAACUGAGAAAGAAUGAAGAACUAACAAAAGCUAAGAACAACCACAAGCAUUAUUAUUACUCUCCACCGCCACGAUAGCGUCUUCCCCAUCCCCAAAAUCACCGCUUCGGAAGAGGAAAUACCCAACGCUCAAACCCAAAAUCACGGCCACAAAAACGCCGCCGUUAUAGGUCAUGAUGGUCAGCAUAAUGAAGUACCCAAUUGCCGAAUUGACCCCAAACAGCAGGGAAGACGCGACCCGAACCCACAACUUUUUAGGGCCCGAUUUGGGCGGCGAAGAAAUUAUGGGUAUACUGACUGAAUUACGAAUCCCAUCGGAAGAAGACGACGACGACGAAGACGGAGGCCGGAGAGUGGAUCUGAGCUUGAAAUUGAGGCGGCGAGCUUCGAGGUGUUGGUAGAAGAAGGAUAAGAAGAAGCAGAAGAGUAGGGUGAGUGAGUAAGUGAGCCAGGAAUCGGUCUUCCACGAAUCGAAUAAGAGGGUCACCUCUUUACCCCAGUACAGUGUCAUGUGCAUCAUCUUUGUUGUUGUUGUUCUUCUUCUUCUUCUUCAAUGGCAGAAAUGGGGAAAAUUUAUUUCAGUCGGUAGUUGUGAACGUUUUCUUGGAUUAGCGUGAAGACAAAGCCAAGAAGGAAGGCGUUGGAUAAAGGAAAGAGAUGAAAAGAGGAAUGGGAAUAACGAAUUAAAAAAAACUGUUUGAACAAUUUACAGAAUUUCCCCCUCAACUAUUUUGUUACUCGUAAAUGCCCCCC